CAGGCGCAUUAUCAUGGAGUUUAAAGUAUUGCUAUUGAUCUUGAUUGUUUCCAUACCAGUUGUUCAAGCAAGUUUGGACAGGAAUGACCUAGAAGAAAAGAAGAGAACCCCUUUAAGUUCAAAAAUUUGUCAUUGGGUGAUUAAGGGAGGAGUAAUGGUGGCCAGCUAUGCAUUCAUCAAAACUGUGGUACUGCCGGCAGUGGGGAUCACAAAUGCAGGGAUAGCUGCAGGUUCCAUUGCAGAGAAAAUCUACAAGGCAAUGGUAACAGCUAAGGGACUGAUAGUGACGAAGGGCGGAUUUGCUGAUGCAUUCCUUAUGAAGUAUGCAACGAAAUACGGGUUGUCUGUCACGAUUUCAAUGGCUGGAAAAAUUUACAAUACCAUUGAUCCUUAUCUGGACAUGUUAGCAACAUACAUAUGCGACUAAUAACUCAUCUCAGAAAUAUAAUUAUAAAACCAAUAUACAAUAUAAAGAAAGUA
Messenger RNA from Saccostrea echinata, 480 nucleotides. RefSeq lists its product as uncharacterized. The record is from RefSeq and is a predicted model, not a curated record. NCBI's taxonomy places the organism in Eukaryota, Metazoa, Mollusca, Bivalvia, Ostreida, Ostreidae. Bases 14 to 427 code for a protein of 137 amino acids. The transcript has 2 exons.